Messenger RNA from Pristis pectinata (smalltooth sawfish), 4020 nucleotides. RefSeq names its product DIS3 like 3'-5' exoribonuclease 2 (gene dis3l2). Gene Ontology annotation, biological process: miRNA catabolic process. Gene Ontology annotation, molecular function: 3'-5'-RNA exonuclease activity; RNA binding. Gene Ontology annotation, cellular component: exosome (RNase complex); P-body. Lineage: Eukaryota; Metazoa; Chordata; Chondrichthyes; Rhinopristiformes; Pristidae. The record is from RefSeq and is a predicted model, not a curated record.
CCGAAGACGACCCGGAUGUUCUUUCCGGGUGCGCCGGGUUGCCAGGGGUCCGUUAAAGGAGUGGCGGCCGCUCUGCUCACCCGCCGGUGGGGUCCUGUCUUUUGGUGUCUUUUAUGACAACCAACAUCACCAAAUGGAUCAUUCAGGACAAACAAAGGAAACACAUUCUUUUUAUGAUGAAAGAUUUUGUUGUAAAGUUUACUAUUCACCAAAAAAUGCUUAUUCUAAGCUGGUAAACCAGCACCGUAGUGGUAGGUUUAGAGCAUAUCUAAACCGAUUUUCUCAACUGGUUAAUUAUAUUGACAAAAAUGAUGAAGCUGGAAUUAUUCCUGAGGCUGAUUUGAAUCCUUCAGUAGUAGAAGAAGAGCGACAAAGGGAUAUUAAUAAUGAUCAACAAAGUCUGGAAGAUAGAAAAUACAGUCACUCUGCAUCAACGGUGGAUGUUGAUUGUGCUGCCCUGUUUCCAAACAUGUCUGUUAACUUUUUGGAAAACAUUGGGGAUGCUGCUGAAACUGUUAUGCCAGACUCUCGGAAGAAGCAGCAGCACGGAUUGACAAUGCAAAAACAAAACAAACAAAGAGAUACCACCACCAGCCAGGCUGAAAAUACUGAACUGGGAAAUGAAGUGAUGUUCAAAGAAAUAAGGCCUAAAUCAAUCCAUUCAAAAACACUUAUGGACAAUCACAAGGAGCUUGCAAAAUCAGUGACUGCAAAUGAUCAUAAUCGGUGUUCUCAAUCUGCAUUGCCGAGGCUUAAACUGUCUUCGGACAAUUGUGUUCAAAGCGUUGAUACAGAGAGAACAGAAACUGAUGGACGAGUGGCUAAUGAAAUUGUAGUGCAGAAUAAUAAGAAAAAGAGAAAUCGAAGAAAGAGCAAAAGUAAAACUGAUGUAAGCUUGGGUGUAACUCAUUGUUCAGAUGGAGUCUGCCUUGCAGAUGAAGUUGCUGCACUUCAUGACUUGGAAUCUACUCAUUCGGAGAAAGCCAAUAUCGACCAUGUGCAAAUGGGAAACUUAGCUAUACGUUCAAACGUCAAUGAUAAGUGGAAUAGGAGUAGAAGUGGCCGAGGGAGGAGGAAGAAGAUAUUUGAACCCUACUUGUCAACCAGUGAAGUUUCAGCUGGCCUAAAGAGAGGAGAACUUAUACAGGGUCUACUGAGAAUUAAUCCUAAAAAGUAUCACGAAGCCUUUAUUCCCUCCUCUGAUGGAACUAGAGAUAUUUUUAUCGAUGGUGUCAUUUCUCGAAAUAGAGCUUUGAAUGGUGAUGUUGUGGUGGUAAAGCUCCUGCCCAGGGAACAGUGGAAAAUUAUUGUGCCAGAGGGGAAUGGGUUAGAAGCUAAUGCACUUGCUCAAUCAGAUGUGCCUGGUGAAAUUAUUAACAUUCACUCUGAGGCUCUUCCAGCUCAGGAUAAAAUUAAUGUGGUUGUGGAGAGUCCUGAUGUAAUUAUUGAAGAGCAAUAUGAUGCCCAGGAUGAGAACGUGGAUGAAACUGGUGCUUUGUGGAAAGAUGCACUUGGUGGUGAUGUUAGCAAGACAAACCUUGGUGCUUCUGGAAAAGCUAUUGGUUCUGGUGGAUUACAGUCCGCUGAUAGCAUCACCAGAAGGCAAACUUCAAGACAGGACAAAUUUUGCGUUGUGGCUGCAAAUGAUUCAAGAAAUCAUCCAGAUAGGUUCCUUCAAAAAACUGGCAAGGUCGUUUACAUUGUGGAGAAGAAGCAUUCCAGAGCUGUGACAGGAUUCAUCAAGCCAUUAACUGAUAAAAAUAGUGACCUUUACAAGGAGUUCAUUAUAUUUUCACCUGUUGAUCACAGAGUACCUAGAAUCUUGGUGCCAAUAGAAGAUUGUCCAGAAGACUUCAUGGCUAGGCCAGGAGAUUAUGGGAACAUUCUGUUUAUUUGCCGCAUUGUGGACUGGAGAGAUGAUUGCAAUUUUGCAGAUGGGCAUUUGGCCAGAAGUCUGGGACAAGCUGGUGAAAUUGAACCUGAAACUGAAGGUAUACUUAUAGAAUAUGAUGUGGAUUUCUCGGACUUCCCUGAUGAGGUUCUGGAAUGUCUACCAAAAUCUCUACCCUGGACCAUCCCAAAUGAAGAAUUCAGAGAUCGUAAAGAUUUACGGAAGGAAUGCAUAUUCACAAUUGAUCCAAUAACUGCUAGAGAUUUGGAUGAUGCACUAUCUUGCCGCGAGCUCCCUGAUGGAAACAUGGAAGUUGGAGUGCAUAUUGCAGAUGUGAGUUACUUUGUUCGUGAGGGGACUGCUGUUGACGAAAUCGCCAGCAAAAGGGCAACCAGUGUCUACCUAGUUCAGAAGGUUAUCCCAAUGCUUCCAAGACUACUCUGUGAAGAACUCUGCAGCUUGAAUCCAAUGCAGGACAAGCUAGCCUUUUCUGUCAUUUGGACAUUGACUCCUCAAGGAAAGAUUCUAGAUCAGUGGUAUGGGCGAACUAUUAUUCGUUCUUGUGUAAAGCUGAGUUAUAAUCAUGCACAAUGUAUUAUUGAGGAUCCAGAGAAGACAUUGACCCAUGAUGAACUACCACCCAUUUCACCUGAGCAUAGUAUUGCAGAAGUAAAGGCUGCAGUAAUAAAUCUUCAUAACAUUGCCAAACAUCUUCGUAAGCAAAGGUUUGACAGCGGUGCUCUACGCUUGGACCAGUUGAAGAUUGCCUUUACCUUGGACAAAGAGACAGGAAUGCCUCAAGGAUGCUAUGUCUAUCAGUAUAAAGACAGCAACAGAUUGGUCGAAGAAUUCAUGUUACUGGCAAACAUGGCUGGCCACAGCAUCUACAAUUUAUUUCCAGAGCAAGCUUUACUACGUCGCCAUCCACCACCUCAAACAAAGAUGGUUGAUGAUCUUAUUAAGUUGUGUGAGCAGCUGGGACUUGAACUUGACUUCAGUUCUGCAGGCGCAUUACACACGAGCUUAAAUAAAACACUCGGAACAGAUCAAUAUUCUGCCACUAGGAAAGAAGUGCUGACCCACAUGUGUGCUCGACCAAUGCAGAUGGCACAGUACUUCUGCACUGGAGUCCUUUAUGAUGAAGCAUUGUUCCGCCAUUAUGCACUCAAUGUGCCUUUCUACACUCACUUCACUUCGCCUAUCCGCCGUUAUGCUGAUAUCAUUGUUCACCGACUACUUGCUGCAUCAAUUGGUUCUGGUCAACAGGUUGGCCUUAAUAAAAGUGAAAUUCAGAAACAAGCAGACCAUUGCAAUGAGAAGAAAAGUGCUUCGAAAAAAGUGCAAGAGCUUAGCUCAGACAUUUUUUUCUCUGUUUUUGUGAAGGAAUGUGGCCCUUUGGAAUCUGAAGCCAUGGUGAUGGCAGUCCUGGAUCAAUCCUUUGAUGUAUUGGUUCUACGAUAUGGUAUCCAGAAGCGAAUCUACUGUAAUGGUCUUCCUCUCCAAGGAUUUACUUUUCAGAGAGUAGGAAAGAACCCUGAACUAAGAUUGAUGUGGGAACCAGAGACGCAGGAUCAAAAACCACUUUGUCAGGUAAUAACCAUUUUUGCAUUGGUGGAAGUUGUCUUAAAAUCGGACGACAUAGCCCUCAAGUUCAGCGCCAUUCUCAAGAAACCAGGCUCCUGAGUGAAGAAAUCUCUACUGAAAAUUCCUGCUGAAACCAAAUAGUUUGUUAACUUAAAAGUUAUUUUACUAAUGCACAAAACAUUGUUUAAAAAUUAAACAUUUUAAUAGCAAUUUUAAGUUCUGAUUUAGCUGCACAGUACUGUUGUAGCAAAUUUUAUUAGAAUUAAAAAAUGUACUGUGUGUAGUAUAUAACCUCAAAUGUGCAGUCUGUUGCAUAAACUUUUACCAUUAUUUGUUUCAUGGUUCUUUGCAAUGCUGUUACAAAUUUAGGUUAGAGAAUAGCAAAGUUAUUUGACAAUUGAAGUGUGGUAAACAUGAAUUGAUGUGGCAGUCAAAUAUUGUUUUAUGUUAAGUAUAUAUCAAGACCAGCCUUAUAUGCAGAGUGAUGGGAACUCUCUGUCUUAAUGUACUUCAGUGCAAAUAAUAAAACAAAGGCUGCUAACAUA